Cordyceps fumosorosea ARSEF 2679 is the source of this 966-nucleotide messenger RNA. RefSeq names its product transposase-like protein. Lineage: Eukaryota; Fungi; Ascomycota; Sordariomycetes; Hypocreales; Cordycipitaceae. The record is from RefSeq and is a predicted model, not a curated record. The transcript has a single exon. Bases 1 to 966 code for a protein of 321 amino acids.
AUGGACUCAAAGGAAGCUGCACGGGCCGCCCUGGAACAGAUUGAGAGUGAUGACGAAACUGCGUUUGGUACUGACUUUGCUACCCGAGUAAAGACUCAGAGGGCACAGGGUUGGCGUCGACUAGGACCUCUUAGCAAGGUGCACAACAUCUCUGUUCACAUGCGCGAUAGCGAUUACCGGUGGACUCAAUUCAAGAAGCGGACUGGCAGAUCGCUAGGCCUAGAUAAUGAUACGCGCUGGAAUUCAUGGUUCUUGCUUCUUGAUGUUUCCCUCAACCUGCAGGAGCACGUGGAGUGGUACCAAAGAAAAUAUUAUGAGGAUCUCCAGGAUGAUUAUCUCACAUCUAAUGAGUGGGGAACCCUGAGGGAGACGCGUGCUUUUCUUCAGCCAUUCUGGAAGAUAACGCAACUCACAGAGGGUCGCUACGCCACCAUUGACCGCACGCUUUUCACGAUGGAUGUUCUGCACAGACACUACACACAGGCUUUCCAAAAGUAUCAAGGCAACACCCCACUGCGCAGCUGUAUCGCUGCCUCUUGGGCCGUGUUCGACAAGUACUACCAGCUCACGGACGAGACCCCUGCCUAUGGCGCGGCUAUGUUGCUUCACCCAUCACGGCGGAUGGCCCAUGUUGAGAAAAACUGGCCCAAGUCAUGGCACAAACCGGUUCUUGACGGCGUGAAGAAGUACUGGAAGGAGCAUUAUCAGAAACUUCCGAUAACAACUACUACGCCCGAGCUACGAGACAAGUUGCAACCGCCCGAUGAGUAUGACCAGGGUGAGGAAUCAAUCCACGAAAUCCACUGGUUGACCAAUAUAUUGACCUCAACACGCGUCAACGUCAACCCACGACUUGAAUUGUUACAUAAUCAACCAAUCCACGGUGCUGCGCAUUUUGAUGGACGAUAUGGAUGGAUUGACCAGUCGUCCAGCAUCGCGAGAAACGGAAGCUCUGCUGCAGGGUAA